UCCAUAAAAUUUUGAAUGCAAUAUUUGAACAGAAACACGAAAAGGAAUUACGAGAGGGCGCUAUUGCGUAGUGGUGGUAAUUCACGUCUCUUCCGGAAAAAGAUGGUGGAUGUUACAAAGGACGUUGACGAUUUAAAAAUGGAAUUAGACGAACAACAAGAGAUAAUACCGACAAAUCCUGAGCAAUUAGCAGAAUUGAAGAAGGAGAAUGGAAACCAAUUGUUCAAAAUUAAACAGUAUCGUUCAGCGUUACCCCUGUAUUCUGAAGCCAUCGAGUUAUGUCCGGAGACCGCCGCGUACUAUGGAAAUCGUGCUGCCUGCUACAUCAUGUUAAACAAUUACCAAGAGGCGCUGUCAGACUCUCGCAAGGCCGUACAAUUAGACAACAGUUUCAUCAAAGGCUAUCAACGAAUCGUAAAAUGCAGUAUAGCUUUAGGAGAUACAAUGACGGCAGACCAAGCGAUGGCCAAAAUAGUAGAAUUAGAUCCGACAAACGCAUCUUUAAAUCACGAUCAAAGAGUCAUAGAUAUAUUAAAGCAGUAUGAGCAAGAAAGUACAAAAGCGUAUGAUAAAAAAGACUUCCGUAAAGUAAUAUAUUGCAUGGACCGAUGCCUAGAUCAAGCACCCACAUGUGUGCAGUACAAAGUAAAAAAAGCAGAAUGCUUAGCAUUUUUAGGUCGCUAUCAAGAGGCGCAGGAGAUGGUAAACAGUAUGUUACACAUCGACAAAGGCAAUGCAGAUGCAAUAUAUAUUCGCGGCAUAUGUUUAUUUUACGAAGACAACAUCGACAGCGCAGUAAACCACUUUCAGCAAGUCCUUCGAUUAGCCCCAGAUCACAAACACGCAAUGGGAUCAUAUAAACGCGCAAAAUUACUAAAAAGGAAAAAGGAAGAGGGGAACGAAGCGUACAAAAGUUGUAAAUUUCAGGAGGCGAUUAACUUAUACACCGAAGCUCUAUCCAUCGACCCGUUAAAUAAGAAAACAAAUGCGAAAUUGUAUUUUAAUCGUGCCACAGUUUUAGCUCGUCUCGUUAAAUUGCAAGAUGCAGUCAAGGAUUGUACGUCCGCUUUGCAAUUGGACGAAACCUACCUCAAAGCUCUUUUACGUCGUGCCAAGUGCCAUACGGAUUUAGGCGACUACGAAGAAGCAGUGCGUGACUACGAAAAGGCGUGUAAGAUGGAUAAAAAUCGCGAGACAAGAAAAUUGUUGCAAGAUGCGAAAUUAGCACUUAAAAAAUCAAAACGUAAAGACUAUUAUAAAAUAUUGGGGGUAGAACGAUCGGCUACAGAUGAUGAAAUUAAAAAGGCGUACAGGAAGCGAGCUCUCGUACAUCACCCGGAUCGACAUGCAAAUGCAAGCGAUGCGGAAAAGAAAGAGCAAGAAAAGAAAUUCAAGGAGGUCGGGGAGGCGUACGGUAUACUAUCGGAUCCCAGAAAGAAGGCGAGGUACGACAGUGGUCAAGAUAUGGAAGAUUUUGACAGCGGCAUGCACGAUAUCGAUCCUAGUCAAGUAUUUCAAUCGUUCUUUGGCGGCAGUAGUGGUCACGGCAGUGAAUUUAACUUCUCAUCAGGUGGUGGUUUCCCUGGUGGAUUUACCUUCCAGUUUGGUUAAAUUAACACUAUUCAUUGUAAAUUUAUUACCUACUUAUUCCAUUCCUGAAUAUUAAGUGUUAUUUUAGCCAUGACAGUGUAAAUUGUGCAUUUCACUUCUAAAUGAACCUUUUUGUAAUUAUUUAUAAUGAAACUGUUCUUGUAUGGUGGUUUAUUCAGUUGCGCCGACGUUGUGUGGUUGUGUCUAGAUAUUUAACAAAAGUGGAUCUUGUAGUCGUAAAUUAUAGAAAGACUUACAAUGUAGAUCAACUAGGUAUGCAUAAAAGCGUUACUAGAUAUUGCACUUCUUGAAUAAAUUAUGUCUGAUGUUUCA
This is a messenger RNA of Photinus pyralis (common eastern firefly), 1923 nucleotides long. RefSeq names its product dnaJ homolog subfamily C member 7 (gene Tpr2). The transcript is spliced from 4 exons. Gene Ontology annotation, molecular function: protein binding. The record is from RefSeq and is a predicted model, not a curated record. Bases 16 to 1611 code for a protein of 531 amino acids. NCBI's taxonomy places the organism in Eukaryota, Metazoa, Arthropoda, Insecta, Coleoptera, Lampyridae.